CUUUAAACGCCUGCUUGAGACUGCGCUUUCCAUUUGCUAGCCUCCACCUUGUGUCUGACCAUGAAGUCUAACCUGUCGCCAGUCGCCAAAGCGCCCGUCAUCUCUACCAACACUGCGGCUCUGUUGUCUGUCGACUGCCUAUGUACUGAUCUACGUGGUGCCGUUCUACUUGUCGUCUGCGACGCGACCCUCGCCCACUCUCACACGAGAUGCACCCUCUGCGAUACGUGCGAGGACAAACUCAGUAAAACUCUCGACCCUGGUGUGCUUCGCUCUUACCGCUUUCGUGUUGCAUCGGCAUGAUGUAUCGGUCCAAGAGAUGCUCAACCUGCUCGGCUUCUGGCCGAUCUCCCCUCUCGAUACAGCACGAACGAUGCUCCUCGUGACUAUCCUCUUUGCAGGGCCCAUCUUCGAGCAAGGGAUCGUGGAUGGAGCCAUCAAGGAUUGGGUGAAGUUGAAGGGAGUUCACGAGACACUGAGUAGCUGGAUUGGCUAUAGAGCCUUCAUCGUCGGCCCCGUCAGUGAAGAGCUUGUCUGGCGCUCUUUCAUGAUUCCGCUCCACGUGCUGGCCCAUUUCUCCGCAAAGCAAAUCGUCUUCCUCACGCCACUGUACUUUGGAAUUGCGCACGUUCAUCACCUCUACGAAUUCCGCAUCACACAUGCAGAAGUCCCAUUCUUCGUCACUCUUCUGCGCUCCCUCUUCCAAUUCACAUACACCUCGCUGUUUGGAUUCUUCGCGGCUUUUGUCUUCAUUCGGACAGGGAACGUCUAUACGUGCAUUCUAGCUCAUACCUUCUGCAACUGGAUGGGGUUACCGCGAUUCUAUGGCCGUGUAGGCGUCGAAGCUGGCGUGCCGAUUGGUCCUCCGGAUGUCAAUAAGAAGGAUGACGGCGAGAAGGUCGUACCUAGCGUUCACGGGAAGGGUAUCGCUUGGACGUUGGCCUAUUAUGUCAUCCUUGUAGCUGGAGCUGUCGGAUUUUACUACCAACUGUUCCCGCUAACAGAGAGCACGCAUGCUCUGAAAGUCGUAUCGUAGCGAAAGUAGCGAGAUGACAAUCUGCUCGACAUAAAAAGCAAAAAGUUCGUCUAUCGAAUUUCUACACGAACAGAAGAAUGAACAGACACGGGCAAUAUGUAAAAUGUAAAAGUUAUCUUUUUGCGUAUUUUCAAGAUGAGGGUUUCGUUCUACACUUGCUCACUUGAGUCUGGUGAUCGC
Molecule: messenger RNA, 1216 nt
Organism: Dothidotthia symphoricarpi CBS 119687
Lineage: Eukaryota; Fungi; Ascomycota; Dothideomycetes; Pleosporales; Dothidotthiaceae
Product: Abi-domain-containing protein
Exons: 4
Coding region: 374-1036 (220 amino acids)
Biological process (GO): CAAX-box protein processing
Cellular component (GO): endoplasmic reticulum membrane
Molecular function (GO): metalloendopeptidase activity
Source: RefSeq, a predicted model, not a curated record